Dichotomopilus funicola is the source of this 1632-nucleotide messenger RNA. RefSeq names its product GLE1-like protein-domain-containing protein. The record is from RefSeq and is a predicted model, not a curated record. Lineage: Eukaryota; Fungi; Ascomycota; Sordariomycetes; Sordariales; Chaetomiaceae. Gene Ontology annotation, molecular function: phospholipid binding; inositol hexakisphosphate binding; translation initiation factor binding. The transcript is spliced from 2 exons. Bases 1 to 1632 code for a protein of 543 amino acids. Gene Ontology annotation, biological process: poly(A)+ mRNA export from nucleus. Gene Ontology annotation, cellular component: nuclear pore; nuclear pore cytoplasmic filaments; cytoplasm.
AUGACACGCGCGUCCCCUUCGCCCUCCCGGAGAAGCUAUAGCUGGGUAGGGAGCCCACCAACGAACGUUCUCGACGAAAUUCUCGGCGGUGACAGGAACUCAGAAGCGCGACACACAUAUCUUCUUGAAGCAGCAAAACAAGAACAUGCACGAGUCAGAGAGGAAGCCGAGCGAGUGUACCAGGAGCAGCUAAAGAGGGAGGAACAGCAACGGAUUCUUGAUGCGCGCCGCAAGGAGGAGGAGCGGAUCCGACUCGAGGAGCAGCUCGCUGCAGACCGCGCGAGGCUGAACGCGCUCAAGGCGAAGAAAGUUGAGAUCCCCCGGCCGUUACCGGAACCCGAACCGUCCUCUGCGCCAGCAGUCAAUGGGAAUUCUGCUGCGUCUCCGGCCCAGAACAAACUCCCUCAAAACCUGGUGAACGGGACAGCAGCCAAUGCGGCAGCCACUGUGACCCCGGGCGUUACCGCACCCAAACCAUUGUCGCCUCCUGUACCAGCGCAGUCCACACAACCUCAUUCCCCGGCAGCUCCGACCAAGGCACCAGGGCCGGCGAAACCAGCGAACUCUGUACUCGGCAUCAACGGCCUUCUCAACAGUGCCCCGGCGCCGACCAACGGCUUGACAAACGCCCCGGGGACCUCGCGCUCAGCCGCACCUCCCCCAGCCCAACCACUUCCCGAUAGAUAUACUACAAUUCACAAGAACCUCAAGAUGCUACGAAAGUCCCUGACAGAUCAGGCGAAAGCAAACCCGGCGCUCAAGAGCAGAAUGGGCGACAUGCGACGAGAAAUCAGGAAAUCAGUGGGACAGCUCACUGUUACCCAAGGUGUCGCGGGUGUGAAUAAGACACAGCAACAAACCAUCCUAAAACUCCUACGCGAGGCACUUUCGAACCAAGUGCAGUCGCAGCUAAUAGAUCCGAGCAACUUCGUUGUGGAACCGAGAAACCCGGUUGAAGGCGCCACACACAACGACCCCAUUCUCCCAUCAAUAUUUCUUUAUCUGAUCAACAUCUUUGCGAAAGCGGUCAUUUCCCAAUUCAUCAACGAGGCGGGUGCUCGGCCUGAGACCGCCGACCCUGUUGGCGUGUGUGUUGCUGCAACGCUCUCCGACCCGGCCUUCCUCUGGCGCGGCGUGUCGCUGAUUGACAUUCUGCUCGCCAAGCUCAGGAUUGUUUGCCCGGUACUUUUCGGGUAUCGAGGGAGCGAAAAGACGGAACAGGGGAGGGAAAGGCUUGGUUGGUGGAAGGACAGCGGUCGGUGGGUGCCUGAACAACAACACAUGGACCGCAUGACUGGGUUAGGGGCGGGCUUUGCGGCUAUCUCGCUGCGCAACUUUGCCCUCUCCGCCAAAACCAACCCAUACCCGCCUCGCGAAUACUGGACGGCCAUGGCGCGAAUCGUCAACACGCCAGCGGCGGAAAUAUCCAACACGCAGUGUGUCGUGUUGAAGGCGAUGGUGAGCGGCUAUGAGCAGAAGUUUAUCGAGUUUUACGGGUCAGCGGCUAUCCCGGCUCUGCGCGCGGCGCUGGUCGAGUUCCCAGCUCGAGCACCGCAGAAGUCGGCUGCGGCAAAUUCGUUAGAGGUGUUAGCCCAGGUGCUACGUAGGGACACCGGGUUAGUUCUUGGAUAG